Messenger RNA from Solanum pennellii, 915 nucleotides. Its product is annotated as transcription factor MYB15-like. Bases 93 to 848 code for a protein of 251 amino acids. The record is from RefSeq and is a predicted model, not a curated record. Lineage: Eukaryota; Viridiplantae; Streptophyta; Magnoliopsida; Solanales; Solanaceae. The transcript has 3 exons.
UAUAUUCAUUCACGUUUCUCUACUUAUUUAUAUUAGUUAUAAAUAACUCUUUCAAAAAGAUAUUAUUGAGAUCGAUUAAAAUUAAUUUAGAGAUGGUGAGAACACCUUGCCGCGACGAAAAUGGUCGUAAAAAGGGUACUUGGACACCUGAAGAAGAUAGAAAAUUAGCAGCUUAUAUUACUAAAUAUGGAUCAUGGAAUUGGAGACAACUUCCCAAGUAUGCUGGCUUAGCAAGGUGUGGAAAGAGUUGUAGACUUCGAUGGAUGAAUUACUUAAGACCAAAUGUUAAAAGAGGAAACUACACAAAAGAAGAAGAUGAAAUCAUCUUGAACCUCCAUGCUCAACUCGGAAAUAAGUGGUCAGCAAUUGCAAUUCACUUACCAGGAAGAUCAGAUAACGAGAUAAAGAAUCAUUGGCACACAGCACUGAAGAAACGCGCUGAUUAUAACUCAAGUGAAGGAAGCAAGAAAUGCAAUAAGAAGAAGAGUGAAAGUAAUGUUACUAAAAGAAAGAGUAAUGUGGAAAAUCAAAAUGCAAGUGCUAAUAACAAUAAUAAUAAUAUGCAUGAGAAUAUAGUAUUGGAAAGCUCAGAAUGGUCACCAAAUGAGUCAUCAAGUGAAGCAUUAUCCUCUAUUGAUUAUCAACAAGACAUUUUUCAAGAAGAAUUGGCUAAUUUGGAGGAAAUUACAAGUGGAAGUUUUUGGACACAACCAUUUGAAGUGGAUACUAAAAUUGAUUUUGUAGCUCCUUCAAUUGAUUAUUGUGGACUUGUGUGUCCACCUUCUCCUUUUAUACCUCAUGAAUUUCUUUCCUCCUUUGACUUUGAUGAUUGUAAUAAUUAUUGGUAAAAAAAAAAAAAUUCAAAAGAAGUACCUAAUGAUUCAUCCCAAUACAUUCAACUUCUUUUUCGAUGGA